Carassius gibelio (silver crucian carp) is the source of this 1948-nucleotide messenger RNA. RefSeq lists its product as uncharacterized. NCBI's taxonomy places the organism in Eukaryota, Metazoa, Chordata, Actinopteri, Cypriniformes, Cyprinidae. The transcript has 2 exons. Gene Ontology annotation, molecular function: zinc ion binding; nucleic acid binding. Bases 311 to 1948 code for a protein of 545 amino acids. The record is from RefSeq and is a predicted model, not a curated record.
AUCAUCACCUGUUUCUUGUUCUAGUAAUUGGCGUGGAGAGAGUAUAAAACGCCAGGAGAGAUGGAAGCAACCGAGAGAGAGACGGACUGCUGACGCGAGCCGGAAACAGAAACCGGAAAGAGUGAAACGGAAGUAGUGUUGAAGUGUCAGAAUAAGAGUCACCGUUUGGGUGUUUGUACUUUUUAGUUAUUUUUGUUUAUAAUAAAUCUGUCAGCAGUCCAGCCGACCCCUUUGUCCUCUUCCUUCCAUCCCACGAACUUUGCUACACUGGUGCUGAAACCCGGGAGGAAGUAGGACCGUCGCCGCCGCCAUGCAAAGUCCGGCUGCCACACCGCUUGCGGACAUCAUCGCCUCCUUCGCAGUCCUUCACCGCAAACAACACCAGGCCCUGCUGGAACUGAGGACUGAUCAGAAGAGGCUUUCCAGGCCAUUGUCCAGGCCCAGCAGGAGGACCGCGAGAGGUUCCGGAGCUGGCUCGAUCGGGAGGUUCGCGCCGAGGCCGAUGGGCCGCCCCGCCGAGCCCAUGCAUCUACCGCUGCACAAGAUGGGGCCCCAGGACGAUCCGGGGGCCUUCCUGGAGCUAUUCGAGAAGUCAGCGGAGGCCUGCAGUUGGCCCCGAGAGCAGUGGCCGGUGCGCCUCAUUCCCCUGCUUUCCGGAGAGGCACAGGUGGCUGCCCAACAACUUCUGGUGGAGAACCUCAUGGUCUUCGAUGACCUAAAGAGGGCCGUCAUACAGCGGGUCGGCCGGUUGACCGAACAACACCGCCAGCGGUUCCGGUCCCUGGACUUGGGCGAAGCCGGUCGACCCUUCGCGAUGGCCCAACAGCUCCGGGACUCCUGCCGCAAGUGGCUACUAGCCGAGGGAAGUGAUGUGGAGCAUGUCGUCGACCUGGUGGUGCUGGAGCAUUUCAUCGCUCUGCUUCCCAAAAAGACGGCCGAGUGGGUCCAGUGCCACCGCCCCACGUCGCCAUCCACCUGGCGGAGGACCACAUGGUGGCGUGCCCAGGGGUCGGCACACCCCCACUUACUAACUCUCUCUCUCCUUCUCUCUCUCCCCCCUCUCUCUCUCGCCCUGUCCCUCUCCCUAGGUCCCGUCCACCCGGCCCUCCUCGUGUCCCGCCCUGGGUCUGACCAAGGCCAUUUCGCGAGUCCCAGGGCCCCGCCCUUUGUGGCUGCCGGAGGGGACAGUGCUUCCGUUUCUCCGCUCUCUCCGCGCCAAUUCUCCAAUCCACUCCCUGCCACUGGGGCGGCGGGUAGGUCUGGGCUGGCCUGUUGGCGUUGCGGGGACCCGGAGCAUUUCGUGGACAGGUGUCCAGUGAUGGAGGUGGGGACGAUGAUCUGGGUCCCGGACGUCCCACAGGUCACCCCUGGUCAGGCUGGCGAGUACCAAAUACCAACAGACGCGUCGGACAGGGGGCUGGGGGCAUUCCUGUCCCAGGACAUAGAAGGGGAGGAACGGCCGGUGCUGUACAUUAGCCGGAAGCUCUCGAAGAGAGAGGCUAACUACAGCACCAUCGAGAAAGAGUGCCUUGCCAUCAGAUGGGCCAUCCUCACCCUCCGCUAUUAUCUCCUGGGAUGGGAGUUCACCCUCUGUUCAGACCACGCUCCGCUGCAGUGGCUCCACCUAAUGAAGGAUACCAACGCGCGGAUCACUUGUUGGUAUCUAGCUCUUCAGCCUUUUAAGUUCAAGGUGAUCCACAGGCCGGGUGUUCAGAUGGCGGUGGCCGACUUCCUCUCCAGAAAUGGUCUGCAGUCUGCAGCGGGAGAGAGAAUCAGGAGACGAGUGGUAAGUGAGUGGUUUGGGCAAAAAUUAUCAUCACCUGUUUCUUGUUCUAGUAAUUGGCGUGGAGAGAGUAUAAAACGCCAGGAGAGACGGAAGCAACCGAGAGAGAGACGGACUGCUGACGCGAGCUGGAAACAGAAACCAGAAAGAGUGAAACGGAAGUAG